This is a messenger RNA of Rubroshorea leprosula, 3107 nucleotides long. NCBI's taxonomy places the organism in Eukaryota, Viridiplantae, Streptophyta, Magnoliopsida, Malvales, Dipterocarpaceae. The record is from the annotation of a GenBank genome assembly.
CCGACAACGAACGACGAUGGCAUUGGGAGAGGAGAGAAUAGCAGACAAAGGAUACAAAAUGGAUGAAUAUUAAUUAUUGGGAGAAAAUGGAGCAAAGCUAGGGACCAAUUUUAUGAAGGAGCAGCUCACCAAAUGCCUUCAGCUAGAAGAAUCUGCCAAAAAGAAUUGACGUCAAUUUUCUCUCUUCUCCUUGAACUAUGUGCUAUUUUUUGGGUUUGAAUAAAGAACCAUGGAUAAGAAAAUGUUGAGAUUUGAUGAAAAUUUAGUUCAAUUUUCAUCAAAUCUCACAAUAGAACCACUUAAACCCUAAGAGUUUCAUAGCAACUUUUUCUUGUCAGCUGAGAAACUGAUGUUUUCUUUCUGUAAAAAUUUGUUGUCUUUAAUUCUUAUUAAUUCCUUCUUGACAUACAGCUUCUAGAAGUGCUUGAAGGAAUGCCUAGGUUCUCUUCAAGAUAUGAGAAGCAGGUGAGAUUCUUGGCUUUCCCUUGAUAUAAAUGCAAGUUUCCAUCUAUAAACCAACUGAGAUUGAUCUGCUAUUUGUCUUGCUGCUGUUUAUGGUUGGUUUCUAUGCCUGUUUUGUUGGAUUGGUCUUAGUGAGAAUUUUAAAUGCUCAUCUGUUCAAUCUUAUGUGUUUUCAAGUGGAUCUCAUGUAUGAUUUUUACUGAUCUAAAAUGUACAAUUCUUAGUGGCUGUGCAUGUAAGGAAUUGGUUUAAUAUGAGUGAACUAAAGUAAAAGUCAAAGCAAGAUGAAGAGAAAAGUAAUUGAAUGAAAAUAAAAAAAAAGAAAAAGAAAAAGAGAAAGGAAUCCAAAAUUUGUGUCGUUCUUGGUUAUUUUCUUACUGAUCAAUGGUAAGAAAUUGAUUGAGAGCUUUAUAAGCACUGGAUAUUUAUUAGUUGCAAAAUGACUUAAAUGUGUUAAGGCUAAAAUUCAUCUUGAUCUUUAUUUUUGACAUUGUGGUUGCAUCCCUGUGGGCAAUUGUAGAACUUUGCUUUAAAGACAUAACAGUAUUUAGUUGUUUAAGGUCUUCUGACAUUCUUUUCUUUUCCUUUUCUGGUUGCAGAAGAGAAGUUCUCUAACUGUAUUAAGCCCUUUUUUUUUGUCAUUUAUGCCACGAAUUUUUGGAGCUUUUAGAUCCUUUUACUUGCUUUUAGGGAACACUAUUCUUAUUCAAUUGCUUUGUCAUUUUGUUUAGUUAAUGAUUAGAUGAUUUCUUUCUCUUCCUAGAUUGAUUGUGCUGGUUUUGAUUGAGAAUUUACGUUAUGGAUACACAUGAAUUUGCUUACUUAGUGAGGAUCAAUGCGCUUCCAAAAGCAGCCUAAAUGGGCUUAGCUGGCCCAAAAUAGACUGCCAUUUAAGUCGUUUCAUUGCCAAGCUUUACCAUUCAGUUCUAUGCUUCUGGUGUCUGCCAUUAGAAACUGCCUUAAACUACCUUUAAUAAAGAAUAAAUCUGGAAGUAGAAUACAUGUUUGAUUAAUGUGAAUCUGGAAUGUGGGUGCCAAUGCUAAGGAUGAGAAAUAUCUGGGUGUGAGAAGGUGAACAAAGUUUUCAAUUUUGAUUACCUGUAUUGGUUUCAAAUUUCAUUCAUUUAUUGUAGUUUUGAUGUCAUUGCAAAUCUAAUUUGAUAUGUAGGGUGAUACUAUCCAUGCUGUGAUUGAGAAAAAAUAUGCCCAAAAAUUCACAGGAAGAAUUUGAAAAAAUAUCAAUUUUAUACUAUUAAACACCCACUGGCAAAAACAGAUUGGCUAAACACAUUUUUAAAAGAUUUGCUAAGCAUGAUUCAAUUUUGCAUCUUUCCAUUCUUUAAUUGUCAAUUUCUUUAGUUUUUUCGAUAGAAAAUCUGUUUAGCAAUUUUGAAUCCUGCAGCUUUUUAAUCUUCUAAGUUAGUUUAAGAAAUUUCUGAGAGUUAAAGACAUUUCAUUUUUGGUUUUUGCAUGCUUGGUUGAUUUUGCUCUCUAUUCAUGGGGAUGGAAAUAAGAGAGGUUAAUGGGGAGGAAGCAAACCAAUAGUUGAGAAUUAGGUGGUGGGCAAAAGUGUUUACGAACAAGGUUCCAGGUGAAAAAAAGGCUGAUUUUGAGGGGCCACCAAAGACUUCUGAUAUUCCAUGAACUGCUCUUAUCGGUCAGGCUAUUUCAAUUGCUUCAUCUCAAUCUGGGACUGCUGCAUUUGAUAAUUCCUUGCAGACUGCUUGGAGAGCAGAGAAUGAAACUCUAAAAUCUAUUUUGCUAGGGGCCUUGCAAAGCAAGCUUGGUAGAAUAGCUUUGGUAGAUGCACUUGCUGGCCAGAUUCAUAAUCAUAUGAAACUUAGGCCUCCAAAUCUUCUUUCAGGGUACCUUCAUAUCUCCAUUUGAUUAUCUUCAUUUGUUCCUUUAGGUUAUUUUGGAAGUCUACUACCUUUCCUUUCGGUAUUGCAGCUUAAAUUUUUCCUGUUUGUGACUCUGGGCUUUUUAGUUUUUUACUGAUACCUGUGUAUGGUGCUCAUUAACCAACUGAAGGACAUUACUUCAGGAAAGCAAAAGUAAAUAUCUGAGUGUAUAGAGAAAGUAAAUGGCAUUUCUGCCAACAUGCCUUCUGUGGCCAGACAUAGGAGCCAAGCCAUGUCAACUCUUCAAGCUCAGAGCAGUGGAAGGACACUGUUGGACAGAUCAAUGAUGAGCCGCAGCAGUGAAAGAAGGCUGGGGUUACUGGUUGUUGUUUUCUGCCUGCCUGGUGAUUAUUUUUGUUGUUGAUUCUGUUAGAUGGCAAACUAUUAAGUCUUAAGUGCAGUUAUUACUUACCAAGAUAACAUUUUGUUGUUUCUAUAACAUAUUGGUGUUUUUCUUUUUGCUGAUGAAACGAGGGGGAGAAAGGUAGUAUAUAGAUGAGGAAGUCAAAGAUAGGGAUAAAAAAAAGCUCAUGUACUGAGUGCUUUACUUAUUAUGGUAUUUUAUAAACAUUUUAUUUUAGGUAUUAGCUUAUAUUGUCUUUCCUUUUACCAUUUGGAAUUUGUUGUGGUGCAAAGAAGCUUGAGAAUCUGUACCACAAGGAAAAUUAAGAGCCUGUUUGCGUAGCUUCUUGGAGCUUUUACUUUUUUAGUACUGUUUAUGAGUCAUAAAUUUAAAUUUUUAUU